AGGAACAUUUCAUUUACCACAGAGUUCGGAGGGUCUGCUGCUUAUAUGGGUUUCAAUCCAUCCUUAUUUUAAUGUCUGAUGGACAUAAACGCAAUUCGGCACAACACCGGAACCAUCGUCGUGCAUCUUGUUUCCGCCCGGAGUCUUGAGAAGAAGGCACGACACGCGUGUUGUGUACGUCGGAAAUGUCCACGCUGUAGCAUCAGACGGGGAUCAUUUCAAAAUGAUUACGAAAGAUUCUUCCGCGUAAUUUGAGAAAAAUCCUCUUCGACUGCGACGGACAUUUUAACGUGCGACACCGACACAAAGGUCGAGAAGUAGAAGCUCUUCUACUUCACCCACCGGUCACCAUGGGGCUCAAGCGACAGAAACUAGCCAAGAAAAUCAUAAACUUCUACAAAUACAACUUCAGCUUCAGGGAACCCUUUCAGAUCCUCGUCGAUGGGACUUUUUGUCAGCUGGCUUUGAAGAACAAGAUUCAGAUCAAAGAGCAAAUGCCCAAAUACCUGAUGGGAGAGGUGAAGUUGUGCACUACAAGCUGUGCGCUGAAAGAAUUGGAGAUUCUGGGAGGCGAUCUGUAUGGAGCCAAAAUCAUCCUGCAGAAGUUUCAGCUGAGGAGUUGUCCGCAUUUCAAGAAGCCCGUUCCGGCCUCCCAGUGUCUGCUGUCCAUGCUGGGGGAGAGCAACCCUCACAACUACUUUGUUGCCACACAGGACCGCUCAUUAACCGAAGGCCUGAAGAGGAUCCCUGGCGUUCCCCUGCUCUACAUCAUCUCUAACACCAUCGUGCUGGACAAGGUCUGCCAGACGUCCCUCGACCACGUCCGGGCCGUCCAGCUGGGAGAGCUGGUCAGCCCGGCCCAGCAGCAGAGCAUCACCAGCCUGAAGAAGGAGCAGGGCAUCGUCCAGAAGGACGGAGAGCGGCGGGGGAGGAAGAGGAAGAGGAAACAGAGCAAUCCGAACCCCCUGAGCUGCCUGAAGAAGAAAAAGAAAAGCGGGCCGACGCCGCCGAAGAAGACUGAGGAGGGGAAGAAGAGGAAAAGAGUUAGAAACAAGAAACCAAGCACGGCAGGAGGAGACAUGCCUGCUCCUGCAGUUACAAAUGCGUAGCGGCAGGAACAGACAUUGGAACAUUAGUUUCUUUCCUGAGUGUUAUUUUAUUAUGUCCACGUUCCCACUCUGAAAUAAUUGGUUUGUUUUUAUAAUGUUGUUGCAUAAAAUAAACCAAUGUUCAUCACACAAAUUGCAAUUUCAAAA
Molecule: messenger RNA, 1256 nt
Organism: Gasterosteus aculeatus aculeatus (three-spined stickleback)
Lineage: Eukaryota; Metazoa; Chordata; Actinopteri; Perciformes; Gasterosteidae
Gene: utp23
Product: UTP23 small subunit processome component
Cellular component (GO): small-subunit processome
Source: RefSeq, a predicted model, not a curated record